This is a messenger RNA of Ichthyophthirius multifiliis, 803 nucleotides long. RefSeq lists its product as hypothetical. The transcript has a single exon. NCBI's taxonomy places the organism in Eukaryota, Ciliophora, Oligohymenophorea, Hymenostomatida. The annotation marks the transcript as partial. The record is from RefSeq and is a predicted model, not a curated record.
AUGGCUAUUAUAAAUGCACCAAAUAAUGGCCUUGAAGAUAAUGCACAAUAAGAAUAUUCAAAUAAAUUAUUUGUUUGGGGUUGUUCUGAUGAUUGGUAACUAGGAAUAGAAACUGGUCCUAAAAAUUAUUAAAUAAGUGACCCAGUUUAAAUAACUCCAGAUUAUUGGUAAGGAAAAUUGGAGAAAAUAUAUGCAUAAUCAAAUUAUUCAAUGUCUAUAGAUACAAAAGGAAAUGUAUUUUCAUGGGGAAGUGGAGAAUUUGGUAGAUUAGGAUAUGAAAAAGAUGUAAAAUACUAAAAAUAUCCAAAAAUAAUUGAAACUUUUUCAAUUUAAAAUAUUAUUGUUACCAAAAUAGCUUUAGGUACUCAUCAUUCGGCCGCAUGUACUAAUUAAGGUAAAUUAUAUACAUGGGGUCAGGGUGUUAAUGGUUAAUUGGGUCAUGGAAGUAACUAAAAUGAAGAAAUUCCUAAAAAAGUGAAAGAGUUUUAGGAUAUUAGAGUAUUAGAAAUCGCUUGCGGAGAUAGCCAUACUAUGGCAAUAAUAAGUGGAAAUUUAGUUUAUGGUUGGGGUUUUAAUUAGGCUGGAUAAUUGGGCUUUUAAGAUUUAAGUAGAGUUAACUUGCCUAAAAAAAUAAUGUUUUUUAAUUAAAAAGAAGUCGUAUAAAUUUAAUGUGGUAAAAAGCAUUCAAUUGCACUUACUGUUGAAGGUUAAGUUUACUCAUGGGGAAGUAAUGAAUAUGGUUAGUUAGGAAUAUAAUUAGGAAAAUAAUCUGGUAAAAUGACUUGCCCCGAAUAAUAAAUUAA